This is a messenger RNA of Populus trichocarpa (black cottonwood), 2445 nucleotides long. RefSeq names its product very-long-chain aldehyde decarbonylase CER3. NCBI's taxonomy places the organism in Eukaryota, Viridiplantae, Streptophyta, Magnoliopsida, Malpighiales, Salicaceae. The transcript has 11 exons. The coding region runs from base 333 to 2231 and encodes 632 amino acids. Gene Ontology annotation, molecular function: iron ion binding; oxidoreductase activity. Gene Ontology annotation, biological process: lipid biosynthetic process. The record is from RefSeq and is a predicted model, not a curated record.
AGAUAUCGCAGUUACGAGUAAUAGAUAUACAGUGUUAGUCGAGUCUUUAAAGGAAAAAAUCAAAGAGAGAGAGACUGAACUUGAUACUCUCUUCCUUUCAUCUCUCUCUCCCCCUCUUACCCUCUAAGGGUUGCUCCAUCUGGAGCUUGCGUUCAUGUUUUUUCGCUUCAUUUGUGGUGUAGCUAACCACUUUGAGCCAUAACCAGGGAACUAUCUUUUUACCCAACAAGAUAAAGCUGCUUACAGGAGCAAAAUUGAGACAUAUACUCCAGUAAAAACUCAAGAAAAAAUUGAAGAAAACCGUUGAAGAUCAGGUGCUUUACUGCAAAAAAAUGGCAGGUCCUUUGUCAGCUUGGCCUUGGGAGAACCUGGGCGUUUAUAAGUAUCUGCUAUACGGACCUCUUCUUGGUAAAGUCUUGUAUACAAGGACUCAAGAGGGUUCUUUCAAGGGUGAUUGGUGUCUCCAUAUUUUGAUUAUAUGUAUUGCUAGAGCUCUUCUUCAUCAACUGUGGAACAGUUUUGUCAACAUGCUUUUCCUAACACGUACUCGCCGGAUUAAUCGACAAGGCUAUGAUUUCAAGCAGAUAGACAAAGAGUGGGAUUGGGAUAAUUUCAUACUUCUUCAAGCUCUCAUUGCUUCCAUUUCAUGUUACAUCUACCCACCAUUUAUUGUAAAUGUUCCUCUAUGGAACACAAAAGGUUUUAUUACCAUUUUGACACUCCAUGUGGGAAUUUCAGAGCCCCUGUACUAUUGGGUUCACAGAUGCUUUCAUAAAGGUUAUCUCUUCACCCAGUACCAUUCAACCCACCAUUCUUCUCCAGUGUUGCAUCCUUAUACAGGUGCAAAUGCAACCUUUUUGGAGCAUCUUGCUCUAUCCACAGUCAUUGGAAUUCCAAUAAUUGGAUCUCAUAUGAUGGGAUACGGAUCAAGAAGCAUAAUUUAUGGGUAUCCCCUGGUGUUUGAUUUUCUUAGAUGCUUGGGGCAUAGCAAUGUGGAGGUUGUUCCUCUUCAAUUGUUUGAGACCCUUCCCUUUCUUAGAUAUCUUCUCUACACUCCAACAUACCACAGCCUGCACCAUACAGACACGGGCACCAAUUUCUGCCUCUUCAUGCCAUUCUUUGAUGCAAUAUGGAAGACACUUAAUAACAAGUCUUGGGAACUACACAGGAAAUUGAGCUCAGAUGCAGGAAAAGACAGGAGAACUAUACCUGAUUUCGUUUUCUUAGCACAUGUUGUGGAUGUAUCAUCUUCAAUACAUGCCCCUUUUGUCAUACGAUCGUAUGCUUCAUUGCCUUACCAGAUGAGGCUCUUUUUACUGUUUUGCUGGCCUUCGGCAUUUAUUGUUAUGCUUAUGAUGUGGGUCUGGUCUAAGACCUUCCUAGUCUCUUUCUAUAAUCUCAGAGGCAGGUUGCAUGAGACAUGGAGCGUUCCUAGAUUCGGCUUUCAGUAUUUCUUGCCAUUUGCUAAAGAGGGUAUCAACAAGCACAUAGAACAGGCCAUUCUCAGGGCUGAUAGGCUCGGGGUCAAGAUCAUUAGCCUUGCUGCAUUGAACAAGAAUGAAGCUCUGAAUGGAGGUGGUACACUGUUUGUGAACAAGCACCCAAACCUUAGAGUUCGAGUUGUCCAUGGAAAUACCUUAACUGCUGCAGUUAUUCUCAAUGAAAUCCCUGAGGAUGUGAAAGAAGUGUUUUUAACAGGAGCGACUUCCAAACUUGGAAGAGCUAUUGCCCUCUACCUCAGCCAAAGGAGAGUAAGAGUCCUAAUGCUGACUUCAUCAACAGAAAGAUUUGAAAAAAUUCAGAAAGAGGCCCCACUCGAAUAUCAAAGUUAUUUUGUCCAAGUGACAAAGUAUCAGGCUGCUCGUAGUUGCAAGACCUGGAUCGUGGGAAAGUGGAUCACACCAAGGGAGCAAAGUUGGGCUCCAACAGGAACACAUUUCCAUCAAUUUGUGGUGCCCCCCAUUUUUUCCUUCAGAAGAGACUGCACUUAUGGUGAUCUUGCAGCCAUGAGACUACCUGACGAUGUUCAAGGGCUUGGAAACUGCGAGUAUACCAUGGACAGAGGAGUAGUCCACGCAUGCCAUGCAGGUGGUGUGGUUCACCUGCUAGAAGGCUGGACUCACCAUGAAGUUGGGGCACUUGAUGUCGACAGAAUCGACGUGGUUUGGAAUGCUGCAUUAAAGCAUGGCUUGAAACCAGUCUCAAACUCCAUCAAACAAAACUCCAUGUGAAUGCCUUGUUAUGAAGAAACCAAGGAUUUAGAGACAUAAAUGGUUUUAAGCUGCAAUUCAUAGGCGAUAUAUAUUUUGUCAUCUGUACUUCCAAAAUCCGAUCUGCAUGUUAAUGAAUGGAGCAGAAGUUACCGCUUUUAUUUUAUUUCUGUUGUCAUGAAAUUCUAAAUAGUAAUUAAAGAUGUUCUGGAUAUAAUAAAUAUUCAAAUUUUUA